AGAAAGCAAUGACUCGUUUGAACUCCGAGCAGGUACUGAAAGACAACAAUGCCGCCGAUCCAAGUUCAAUUUCCAGUCUUCAACUCACUCACAAAGCUCUUUCCGAUGUAUCAUGCUUGGCCAGCUUCAAUAACUUGGAAAAGCUUGACCUCAAGUUCAACAAUCUCAUUACACUUGAGGGAUUGAGGGCAUGUGUUAAUUUGAAAUGGCUAUCAGUUGUGGAAAACAAAUUAGAAAGCUUAGAAGGAAUUCAAGGGCUUACUAAGCUCACUGUACUAAAUGCAGGAAAAAAUAAACUUAAAUCUAUGGAUCAGAUUGAGUCACUUGUUACCCUCCGUGCGCUCAUUCUGAAUGAUAAUGAGAUUAACUCCAUUUGCAAACUUGAUCAGAUGAAAGAAUUGAAUACUCUUGUUCUAUCCAAAAAUCCUAUUCGUAAAAUUGGUGAUGCUCUGAAGAAUGUGAAAUCCAUCACAAAGCUCUCCCUUUCUCAUUGUCAGCUUCAAGGUAUCGACAGUUCCCUCAAGUCUUGUGUUGAAUUGACCGAGCUUCGUCUUGCUCACAAUGAGAUUCAGUCUCUCCCAGAUGAAUUAACGCACAAUUCAAAGCUUCGGAAUUUAGAUUUGGGGAAUAAUGAGAUCACUAGAUGGUCAGAACUAAAGGUGCUCAAAUCACUCACAAAACUGAGAAAUCUAAAUUUACAAGGAAAUCAUGUUGCUACAGUUGAGAAAGUUUUAGGAAAGAUUAAGAAAGCACUGCCAACGCUACAAGUAUUCAAUGCCAAACCAAUAGACAAAGAUACCAAGACUAAGCGAGGUCACAUGGUUGAUGAUGUUAAUGAUUUUUCAUUAGAUCAUGCUGGUCAAGAUUUGAGAGAUAGCACCAACGAGAAAAAGAGUGCAAAAUUUCAUCCGAUAGGUCAAAAUGAGGGUGAUACUUUUGAAACUUCCGACGAAAGAAAGUCUGGUAAAAAGAGAAAGAAAACUGUUGAUGUAUCCGAGAAGGAAGUCAAGAAGGACAAUGAAGAUAGGAAGAAAGACAAACUUACAGAAACUGUUGAUCCUGACGCGAAUAAUAAAUCAACUAAGAAAAAACUAAGAAAGGAUGACAAGCCCUCGCACAAGGCUUUGUCUCUUGAAGAGAAUGUUAAUAGGACUGAGAAGAAAACGAAGAAGAAUCAGAAGAACGAGGAACAAAGUGAAUUUGAUAUCAUUGAUGAUGCAGAAACUUCAUUUGUGGAGUUUUUUAACAUGAAGGGUGCAGAAAAUCAGAAUCAUGGUGGUGAAAUGAAAUUACAGGACCUAGUGCCUAAGGAUUUGAAAUUGGCGGACAGCAAAGUGACCUCAUCUGUUAAGCAUAAAAGUGCGAAAAUGCGUAACACGGAGUCUCUAUCAUCUCCAGUAACAGAAAUCGGAAUGGGAGGGCCAUCGACAUGGGACGAUUAGUGAUAAGAUGUUGAAACAUACUAAUUUUCUUUAAACCUACAAAUUUUGAUUCUUUGACUCAGCUACCAAUUUUCUCAUUAUUCAGGGUGAGCCCAGUUAUUUUCUGCUUCAGUUCCUGGCUAUUUUUGCUAUGCUCUGCACAUCAGAUUCAGGUGAUGAUGGUCUCUUUGGAUUCAAAUAACAUAUUUCCUGCCCUUUCCAUUAUUUAAUGAGUUGUUUGCAAUCAGUUACUUCUAAUAAAUUUUUUCACCAUGUUUCAUGCCCCUCUCCCCUUUUUGCAUCGCUAGUGAGAUGCAACUAGAAGUUGUUGUUACUAUCCAAAAGGAGUUUAAAUUUUCUUGUUACUCUUCCUACUUACCGUGAACUAAAACUGUAUAAUUGUAAUCUUCGUCCAAAUGUAAUAAUAUAAAUGUGAACCACUAGCUAAUGCAAUUACGUCUUGGACAUCUA
Messenger RNA from Cicer arietinum (chickpea), 1892 nucleotides. RefSeq lists its product as uncharacterized. NCBI's taxonomy places the organism in Eukaryota, Viridiplantae, Streptophyta, Magnoliopsida, Fabales, Fabaceae. The record is from RefSeq and is a predicted model, not a curated record. Gene Ontology annotation, molecular function: protein binding.